Thermochaetoides thermophila DSM 1495 is the source of this 1290-nucleotide messenger RNA. RefSeq lists its product as uncharacterized. The coding region runs from base 1 to 1290 and encodes 429 amino acids. The transcript has 3 exons. Lineage: Eukaryota; Fungi; Ascomycota; Sordariomycetes; Sordariales; Chaetomiaceae. The record is from RefSeq and is a predicted model, not a curated record.
AUGGUUCAUCACAUGUUCCUCUCGUCAGCCAACCGUGCUGUGCCCCACCCCUCCCUUGUCCACUGCAAUCCAUCUGGUGUUGUUGUGCAACUCAUCAACCCUGUGGAUUCCGUUCUACCCCAGGAGGCCAAGAAGACGAUGGCCCAAAAUGGCGACGAUGCAUCCAAGGCAUCGCCGUCAGGCCGCGCUCGGCAUCAGAUCUCGCGGUCUCUCUCCGAGAUCUCAUCGCCCAUUCGCCUGAGUCGGCAACAGUCCCAUCGUACAGGCAAGGAUCAGAAUAGCGAACGAGAAACAAAUGCCUCUAUUCCACAGCAGACAGUACCAGCAACUCACAACCACCUCGUACUUGAGAAACCUGUUUCCGAAGGAGUUGCCCCGAGCCUCACCCUAAACUCCAACCAGCACGAGAGCAUCCUCUACACUUCAAUAAACGAGAAUAUGCCGAUCAUAAAGCUCUCCAAAGAAAAUGGGCAGCCUAAAGAGCCCGCGAAAGAGCCUGUGCAAGUAGUGAAGGAACCAGCCCGGGUCAGGGACAAAGAUCGCGUCCACACAUUACAGAAUGCAGCUGCUCGAGAGAGGGCUCUUCGACAGUCUGUCUCCGAACUUGAGACUUUCGCAAACUCAUCCGCAAAACAGCUGGAAGAUGCAUACUACUCUGUUCUCGAGAAGCUCAACCAACUACAGAGCACGAUCUCGGCACUCAAAGAGCUCUCUGACCAUACACGGCAGCUCAACAGCAAUUUCAAGACAGAAACCGAUGAAAUGGUGGGAGACAUCAGCACCCAACUCGACGCGUUCGGGCAGUUCGAAGACCAGCAGAAGCGCAUCGCGGCACUGCAGGGCCGCAUUUACAAAGGCAAGGAAAUGAUUCGGUCGCUGAGCCAGCGGGUCGACGCCGUCAGUCAGCGCAUCGACAGGUGGCAGCGCGCAGACAAGGCAUGGCAGGAGAGGACGCGGAAGCGGCUGACGAUUGGCUGGGCCAUCACGUCAGUUGUGACCUUUGUCCUUAUUGCGCUAUUCGUGACUGGGCAGUACGGACCCGAGGGUACGGGUGUGGAGAAUGCGUUGUCCACGCAUCUUGUGGGCGAUGGCUCGGAUGCCAUUGCGCCUGCUGGUAGUGGGGGCAGCGGGUUGGAUGGCAGUGAAGAUGGAGCUAGCGUUGAAAUGGAUGCUACACUUUGGAAUCCUCCAGAGGCUCAGCCUCUGAGCUCGUCCCAGAUCAACAGCACGGCGGUUUACGAGACCCCUUUGUUGAUGGACGAUAUGCUAAGGGCUUUUAAUGAGCUUUAA